CAAAAAUUUUGGGAACUCGAAGAAAUAUCCGUAGCCAAAACCGUAACCGAGGUGGACGAAAAUUGAGAAACCCAUUACGUCAACACUACUCAAAGGUUACCGGAUGGUAGAUAUAUGAAAUAUCGCUAUGGGGCAAUACGCUCGGCUCUACAAAACAUUGCUUAAAGACGAGGCCAUAAAUUUGGAAUACUCCCGAGUCCUUCAAGAGUACAUUGACCUAGGUCACAUGACAGAAGUUCCACCCAUGGAAAUCAUUCAGAAAAAUCAAUAUCUCUCGUUUUACCUUCCUCACCAUGCGGUCGUCCGGCCCGAAAGUAAAUCCACCAAAUUACGCGUGGUAUUUAACGCAUCGCGUAAAACCCAUUCUCAAUUUGCAUUAAACGAUGUUCUCCAUAAAGGCCCCGUCCUCCAAGGGGACCUUUUAGGCAUCUUACUCAAUUGGAGACUGUACAAAUUCGUGUUUAACGGCGACAUUGAAAAAAUGUACAGGCAAAUUUUAGUCCAUCCGGACGAUCGCCCAUUCCAGCGUCUAAUAUUCCGUCCCAAACAAUCAGCAAUCAUGAAAGAUUUCCAGCUGAAUACGGUCACAUUCGGGGUAAACUGCGCUCCAUUCCUAGCAAUUCGCACGCUGCAACAGCUAGCUACGGACUGCAAAGAAAAAUACCCUAGGGCAAGCCAAAUCCUGCUCCAGGAAACUUAUGUCGACGACAUACUUGCCGGUGCUCACACUCUCGAGGACGCAAAAAAUGCCCAAAGCCAACUUAUUGCGUCGCUAAAAUCCGCAGGAUUUCUCCUCAAAAAGAACACUGCAAAUCACAUCAAGCUGUUGGAGAAUAUAGCUGUUGCAGACCGGUUAGAUACCGAAUUUUUGGAGGUGUCCGAAGCAAGUACGACCAAGACGCUAGGAAUAAAAUGGGACGCACAGAAUGACGUGUUCCAAUACAAUAUAAAAGCACCCACUCCAUGCAAAACAAUCACCAAAAGAGCAAUGCUAUCCCACGCAUCCACUUUGUUUGACCCGGCAGGAUGGCUUACGCCUAUCGUAAUCCACGCGAAACUGCUGCUCCAAUCCCUUUGGAAAGAAGGUCAAGACUGGGACGAGUGUGUCAAGCCAACUACAUUGACCACUUGGAACAAAUUUCUCGAAGUUUUACCAUAUAUAAAGACCAUCAGCAUACCCAGAUGGGUAGGAUACGAGCCAACGCAAGACAUCCAAUUGCAUGGAUUUUCGGACGCAUCAGAAAAAGCAUAUUGUGCCGCAAUAUACAUUCGAUCUAGUUACGCUGAAUCACCCGCCCAAUCCCAUUUAUUAGUUGCUAAAACCAAGGUUGCGCCACUCAAAGCAGUAAGCUUGUCGCGCUUAGAAUUAUGCGGCGCACAUCUCUUGGCACGGCUAGUGCAACAUACAUUCAAGACAACGCAACUUCCCGAGCUAAAAACCUUCUUGUGGUCGGAUUCCACCAUAGUCCUAGCAUGGCUGGAAAAACCACCAGGUACAUGGAAAACGUUUGUCGCAAAUCGUACGGCCGCCAUACAAGAAAAAACUCACAAUGCCAAAUGGAGCCACGUAAAAUCCCACGAUAACCCGGCCGACUUAGGCACCCGCGGCUGUACCCCCACCGAACUCAAAGACUCGCUAUUAUGGUGGCACGGGCCAAAAUGGCUAUCAAUCCCAGAGGAAAAUUGGCCUUGCAGCCAAGCUCCUGCUAUCACUCCUCCAGAACAGAAGAAGGUUCAGCAGUUUUUCACGGAAUCUGAAAACUGUGAUAUAUGUGAACAAUUCACGACUUACUCGCGGGCACUACGAGCAACAGCACGAAUUAUGCGUUGGUAUCAAGCAAAUCCCGCAACUCCCAAGGACAGUGCUCUCCAAAUCAAAGACGCCAAAACUAGGCUUAUUAUAGCAGCACAACGCCUUUUCUAUCCAAAAGAAUAUGAUCAGUUACUCAGCCAACAUCCUAUCUCCAACAAAAGCAAGUUAAGUACUUUAUGCCCAAUCAUUGAUUCCGUUGGGCAAAUUAGAAUCAAUAGUAGAUUAGCCAACGCAAACAUACCCUACAAGGAACGAUUUCCCAUACUAUUACCACCCAAAUCGAAACUUACCACCCUGUUUAUCGACUUCAUCCACAGCACUCUUCUUCAUGCUCAAAACCAGCUGAUGCUAAGAGCGAUUCGGCAAGAAUUCUUUGUCCCCAAACUAGCCAAUCUCGUUAAGGCAUCUAUUCGCAAAUGUAUAACAUGUACGCGUUUUAAACAAGUCACAAAAAAUCAAAUUAUGGCCGCACUUCCCCCGAAAGAACACAAUUUUCUCCCGCGUUCACUAUAA
This is a messenger RNA of Drosophila rhopaloa, 2326 nucleotides long. RefSeq lists its product as uncharacterized. The record is from RefSeq and is a predicted model, not a curated record. NCBI's taxonomy places the organism in Eukaryota, Metazoa, Arthropoda, Insecta, Diptera, Drosophilidae. The transcript is spliced from 2 exons. The coding region runs from base 128 to 2326 and encodes 732 amino acids.